This is a messenger RNA of Hemiscyllium ocellatum (epaulette shark), 3281 nucleotides long. RefSeq names its product syntaxin binding protein 4 (gene stxbp4). Gene Ontology annotation, molecular function: syntaxin binding. The record is from RefSeq and is a predicted model, not a curated record. Gene Ontology annotation, biological process: regulation of insulin secretion involved in cellular response to glucose stimulus; insulin receptor signaling pathway. Gene Ontology annotation, cellular component: cytoplasmic vesicle. NCBI's taxonomy places the organism in Eukaryota, Metazoa, Chordata, Chondrichthyes, Orectolobiformes, Hemiscylliidae. The transcript has 23 exons. The coding region runs from base 128 to 2362 and encodes 744 amino acids.
CGCGUGCGCGCUGGCGGCGCCCGACCCGGGUCUCGGCGACGGGGAGCGGCAACUACCAGAGUCCGAGGCUGCAGGCCCGGAGCCUAGUGACAGGCCGCAGAAUCAUUGGAUUAAUUGGCCGGGGAGGAUGCUCGCCAGGCUUCAAGAAAGGACUAUUAUGGGUCCCUAUGGAAUCAAUCGAGCUGUUCAUCGUGUUGUGUUCUCUGACUGUGAGAAUGGGCUAGGUAUUAAAAUUAUUGGUGGGUUUAAAGAACAAACGGGUGAGGAAUACGGGAUCUACGUUAAGCGUAUUUUGCAGAGAGGAAUAGCUGCAAGUGAUGGUCGCUUGCAGGCUGGUGACCUGAUCCUGGAGGUGAAUGGAGAAGAUCUAAUGGGAGUUACCAAUGAGAGGGCUGUCGAUAUCCUCCGCAUGGCCUCAGCCUCCAACCACAUGUCCUUGCUGAUUGCCCGGGAUGAUGAAGCCAGGAAAGAAUUUGCGGAACUGAUGGAGAAGUACGAUUGUCACAGUGAUGCUGGAUCAGCCCGCAGCUCACCUACUCCCCAUACUGCUGGUAAACACCUCGAGAGCACGUCAUCAACAUCUUUAUCCAGCUGCCCGAGUCCACAGCUCUUAAGCCCGAACGAUAUUGUGGCUAACAACAGUGGGAUUGUUACUACAAACACAGCAGCACCAACCAGAAGGAACUCUCCAAUUCAGCUGAUCUCGAUUCCCAAAGUGACAAACCUCGGCUUGAACAUUGUGGGUGGGACCAACAAGCCUGAGGGACCAAUGGUGUGUAUCCAGGAAUUGAUACCAGGAGGAGAUUGCCACAAGGAUGGAAGAUUGCAACCUGGAGACCAACUGGUGUCCAUUAACAAGGAGUCCCUGAUUGCUGUUACAGAGGAGGAGGCCAAGAGCAUUCUGACCAGACUGAAGCUAAGAUCCGAGGGAACGGUGGAGAUUGCUUUUGUGCGCAAGAGCCCUCAGCCCAGCUCUGCCUGUAACAUGCCGGGUCCCAGGGCCCAGGUGAUACCCUCGUCCCCCGCCAGCGCUGGAAAUGCAGAGUCCAGCUUACAGUCAGCCCCAGCCAGUCUCCUCCCAGUGAUGCAGUCGGGACUACAGCCCGAAACCGACAACACUGCUGCAGCCAAAACCCAUCAGGGCAAGUCAGGAAGUAAGAAGACCAGUCAGUCGUCUGAGCUGUCACCAGUCAACAGUUCACCGCAUCCCGUCUGUGCAGUGAACGUGACUCCAGCCUGGGCACAGAGCCCUACUGUCCGAGGAAGAUCAUUGUCCCUCAACCAUAGCUUCCGCCUGAAAGUGGAGAAAUUGGAGAUGGCACUCGGAUAUCUUGGCAUCGAACCAACUGAGGAGCAGCAACAAAGCCUCCGGCAGCAGCUUCAAGUGGACUCCAAGGGAACAGUGGCCUAUGGAGACUUUGUCCAGGCUGCCAGAGACUUGUUCCAAUUGCAGCUUGGUGGGACUGCCCCAGGAGCAGGAGCCAGCAUGUUUGCUUCCAGUGAAGAGACCACCCUGACUGAGACAACACCUUCCACACAGAUUACAUUGUCCAGUUCAGUGGAUACAGAAGAUUUGGAAAGAGUCACCCAAGAGAGGAAUGAGGCAUUAAAAGAGCUAAAGAAAUUGAAGGAUGAAAUGGUGGCAUCUGAGAAAAUCAGGAAACAAUUGACUGAUGAGCUGCAGAAAGUUAAACGGGAAGCGAAGAGUGCAGUGGAGGAGUGCCGUGCUCUGCGGAAUCGAAUCCAGCUGGCUGAAGCAGCCCAUCGGCAGGCACAGGGCAUGGAGAUGGACUACGAGGAGGUGGUUCAGCUGCUGGAGGCUGAGAUUACAGAGCUCAAAGCUCAACUGGCAGAUCAGCAAGGGCAGACCAAGGAUGACACCCAGGAUCUAAGAAAGCGGAUUGCUGUUCUGGACUGCCAGUUACGGAAAUCAGAGAUUGCGAAGAAAACGUUUGAAGUUUCUACUGAAAAGCUGCUGCAGUUUGUGGAGGUGGUGCAUGAGGUUCUUGCUGAGUCUCCAGCUGCUCUAACUCAUGCCAGUGGAAUUGGAGUCCGAAGAUUUUCAGGACCACCUUCAUCUCAGAACCUCCUCGACCGACUUGGUCGUACUGGACCCAGAACUCUACCCUCGCUUUCCACCGAUGCCAAAGAACUGGUCAAAUCUGUUCGUGCCAUCAUUGAAGCAGACUGUUUGCCCUAUGGAUGGGAAGAGGCUUAUACAGCAGACGGGAUUAAAUAUUUUAUCAACCACGUGACCCAGAUGACUUCAUGGAUCCAUCCAGUGACCAGCACCUUGAGCUUGCCCUGUGUUGAAAGGAGCAGCAACAAUGAACCUCAAGGACCUCCAGAAUUCAGGAGCUGAUGGAGACAGAAAGCCUCUGAAAAUGGAGUUGACGAGUUUGAGAAUCAACGGUUUCAUGUAAAACCAACCCCCACAAAUCACACCCACCAGCAAGAUCAUGCAGUAAAGAUCCUCAAAAACAUACUCUGAGAAAAUACUCUGGCAAUGUUUUCAGUUUUUUUAUAAGCAAUGUUUUUACUGCCCACAAGUUAGAAUGCUGAAUUUGUAUGUUGGGUUUGAGUUGUAACUCAGGCCAGUAAUGGGGCUGGAUGAAGUGAGAUUGUGUAGCCUCAGUCCAGUAUCUCAAUGACAAAGUCCAUACAAUAACACUAAAUAUUGCCUAUUUUUUGUUACAUUUUUUAGCUUCUAAUGACUAAAACAAGAUUGUUGGAAUCUGGAUAAUUUGGCAUUGCUGCUGGAGGGUUUUCAAAGAUAAAACAUAAAACUGAAAUAACCCCAUGCUGUCCCUUUCCUGGAAGUGGUCAAUGGGGACAGUGUAGAGGAAGCUUUACUCUGUAUUUUAACUCCUUGCUGUCCCUGUCCCCAGAAUGUUUGAUGGGGACGAUAUCAAAUAAACUUUACUUUCAUUUUCAAGGAUUCAGGGGAGUUCUACUUUACUUUACUUUUAGUUCAUAAAACUAGAGGUAGCUUUGAUUUUAGUUGAACAGUCUAGAGGAGGCUUUACUCUCUGUCUAACCCUGCGCUGUGUCUUCCUUGGGACCCCCAUGUACAGGGAGCUUUAUUCAGAAUCUGACUCGUGGUGUACCUACCCUGGGAGGUUACUGUCUUAAAAGGAGCCCUUCUAUGUAUCUAAUUCAUACUGGACUUGUCUUAGGAGUGUUUGUUACAGAUAAUGGGAAAAACUGUUCCUUUCCUCAUGUCUACUUGAACCUCUCCUUCUCUUGAACUCAUGCAGUCCAUAAUAAAGUAAAUAAUUCUG